Messenger RNA from Vitrella brassicaformis, 2019 nucleotides. NCBI's taxonomy places the organism in Eukaryota, Vitrellaceae. The record is from the annotation of a GenBank genome assembly.
UUAAUUGGAAACGAGAGCAGCAACACAGAUGCAGCAGAGCCCAGCAGCAAUUCCGAGGGCUGUGUUGCAGCAGAGCCCAGCAGCAAUUCCGAGGGCAAUUUUGACAGUCAGUGCUGUUCGGCCGGGCGGCGACAGCCGAGUGCGACGCAAAACGUCCAGUUGGAGAUGAAACUUGGGCCGCUCUGGUGGUGACGAGUCGGUGCAGUCGGCCCUAAAUUUGGAACGACAAAUAACACAGAACGCCAUGCCCUUCCCGCUCUCUUUUCCCCUUACUUGUCGUUGAAUAGCUUCAACAAUUCCUUGUCGUUGACAUGCGACUGCUUCAGUGUGGCCUCCAGUGUCGCUGCAAUGUGUGGGCGGGGAGCUGCCGUGUGCAAGCGCACGUGCGCGGUCUUGACAGGCCCAUUGUCUCCGACAGUCGAAAGGAGCCCACCAACCUCUCGGUAGAAACGCCUCACAUCAGUGAGGGCCUUGGCAGCAUCCGUGAUGCCCGCCGACCAAUCGGCCAGCAGCCGUCUCCUGAUGAGCUUCUCGUGGUAGAACCGGAUCGACUCAUCGCACUUCUCCUUCAGACGUAAGUCACCAUGGAAUGUCCCGUGCAGCUGUGCCAUAGCCACUCGGUAUUCCAGCCAGGUGCCGAACAUGGGCGAUGCGUCGAGGAAGGGCAGCUGGCGGCCGUCGUCCAUGGUGAUGCGGGGGAGGGCACUCAUGUGGCGCAGCAGCAGGUGGGCCAGGUAGGUGUUGGCGAGGGCAGGCAGCGCCAAGGCAUCUGGUGCCAGGACGACGGUGCGGCCGCCCACAUUGAGAUGGAUAUCGCCAGCCUUGAGGACUUGCGAGGCUUCAAUGUCAGUAAAGAGAGUGCCGCCGUGCCGGCGGACCGUCUCGUGGAUGGCAUCAAUCGUCGCCUGGAAGUCGCUGCAAUGCGUCUUGACGACGCGACUCGGUGUCCCCUCCUCUGUUGCCGCUGUGCCCUGAGCGCCGUCGAUUUUGUUGUCAUCAGCUUGUGCCUUCGACUGGGGAGUGGCCCUCUCCUCACGGCCCUGCACACGCAUACAUAAGGUCAUUGCUUUCGGAGGUGACCCAAUAUGCACGAGCCGACCUACUCACCUGCUUAUAUAUCUCCUGAACCUUGAGCUGCAGAGCGCAGACGGCCGUCUUGACCUGCUCAAGAGCCCCUCGUUGGUCGCCAGCCUGUAAGAAGGAUACACGUGUGUGCUGCCUGGGUCGUCAUUCAUGAGAUUCCCGUCUGUCUGUCUAUACCGACCUGGUUAUCGAGGAGGGACUGAACGCUGUCCCGCAAGGCGCCCAACUCCUCACGCACCUGACCCAUCUGUAUGCAUGUAGGACACACACACGCAUUGCCCUUCAUGGAUCCGUCAAGCGUGUGCACGUCCGCCGCCCCAGAGUACCUCUGCGUAGGUGGUGGUGAGCGCGGCAUUGAGCGUGGCAUCGAUGGCCUUUAUCUUCUUCUUGAUUGUGGUGAUGCUGUCCGAGAGGGUGACCCUUUCGCGCUUGGCGAUGCCCUCAGACACAUGGGCCACAUACGAACCGACCUGAGCGAUACAUAAACAAACACACACAAAGAGGCAGAUAGGGAUACAAAUGAUGCUGUGUGCGGUUGGGUUCUCUCUGUCAACGAAUCACCUGACCUGCCGGGCGGUGUUUGUGUCCCGAGAAGGGUCUGCACCACACACAGCACACAGGACGAUGCAAUGCACCAAUCCGGCGGCUUGUCAUCUGGCUGCAGAUCUUCAUUCACCUGUGGCGAAACAGCGCACACCCGUCUGCGUGCGGCCAGUCGUCAGCAAGGCAGGACACCAUGCUCCAACGCCUGCAUGCAUGAACCACAGACAUCAUCUGACUCAUCCCAUCUACAGUAUUCCUGUUGUCAUCUUACCAGCGGCAUGGGUGUGCGUUCGGAUGAGAGAUGGGCCAUGCUGCAGCGCUGACAGGCCGCCAACGGCAGACCGCAACAAAGGCUGCUUGAAACGUGACAGCAUCUGUAAAAAGUUCGGCUCU